Molecule: messenger RNA, 3267 nt
Organism: Otolemur garnettii (small-eared galago)
Lineage: Eukaryota; Metazoa; Chordata; Mammalia; Primates; Galagidae
Gene: TLK2
Product: tousled like kinase 2
Exons: 21
Coding region: 8-2167 (719 amino acids)
Biological process (GO): peptidyl-serine phosphorylation; chromosome segregation; intracellular signal transduction
Cellular component (GO): nucleus
Molecular function (GO): protein serine/threonine kinase activity; ATP binding
Source: RefSeq, a predicted model, not a curated record
GGCAGAAAUGAUGGAAGAAUUGCAUAGCCUGGACCCACGACGGCAGGAAUUAUUAGAGGCCAGGUUUACUGGAGUUGGUGUUAGUAAGGGGCCACUCAAUAGUGAGUCUUCCAAUCAGAGCUUGUGCAGUGUGGGGUCCUUGAGUGAUAAAGAAGUAGAGACUCCUGAAAAAAAGCAGAAUGACCAGCGAAAUCGGAAAAGAAAAGCUGAACCAUAUGAAACUAGCCAAGGGAAAGGUACUCCUAGGGGACAUAAAAUUAGUGAUUACUUUGAGUUUGCUGGGGGAAGCGGGCCAGGAACCAGCCCUGGCAGAAGUGUUCCACCAGUUGCACGAUCCUCACCGCAACAUUCCUUAUCCAAUCCCUUACCGCGGCGAGUAGAGCAGCCCCUUUAUGGCUUAGAUGGCAGUGCUGCAAAGGAGGCAUCAGAGGAGCAGUCUGCCCUCCCAACCCUCAUGUCGGUGAUGCUAGCAAAGCCUCGGCUUGACACGGAGCAGUUGGCACAGAGGGGAGCUGGGCUCUGCUUCACUUUUGUUUCAGCUCAACAAAACAGUCCUUCUUCUACGGGAUCUGGCAACACAGAGCAUUCCUGUAGCUCCCAAAAACAGAUCUCCAUCCAGCACAGACAGACCCAGGCCAACUGUGAUUUGAGACGGCAGAUUGAUGAACAGCAAAAGAUGCUAGAGAAAUACAAGGAACGAUUAAAUAGAUGUGUGACAAUGAGCAAGAAACUCCUUAUAGAAAAGUCAAAACAAGAGAAGAUGGCAUGUAGAGAUAAGAGUAUGCAAGAUCGCUUGAGAUUGGGCCACUUUACUACUGUCCGACACGGAGCCUCUUUUACCGAACAAUGGACAGAUGGUUAUGCUUUCCAGAACCUUAUCAAGCAACAGGAAAGGAUAAAUUCACAGAGGGAGGAGAUAGAAAGACAACGGAAAAUGUUAGCAAAGCGGAAACCUCCUGCCAUGGGCCAGGCCCCUCCAGCAACCAAUGAGCAAAAACAGCGGAAAAGCAAGACCAAUGGAGCUGAAAAUGAAACGUUAACAUUAGCAGAAUACCAUGAACAAGAAGAAAUUUUCAAACUCAGAUUAGGUCAUCUUAAAAAGGAGGAAGCAGAGAUCCAGGCAGAGCUGGAAAGACUAGAAAGGGUUAGAAAUCUACAUAUCAGGGAAUUAAAAAGGAUACAUAAUGAAGAUAAUUCACAAUUUAAAGAUCAUCCCACGCUAAAUGACAGAUAUUUGUUGUUACAUCUUUUGGGUAGAGGAGGUUUCAGUGAAGUUUAUAAGGCAUUUGAUCUAACAGAGCAAAGAUAUGUAGCUGUGAAAAUUCACCAGUUAAAUAAAAACUGGAGAGAUGAGAAAAAGGAGAAUUACCACAAGCAUGCAUGUAGGGAAUACCGGAUUCACAAAGAACUGGAUCAUCCCAGAAUAGUAAAGCUGUAUGAUUACUUUUCACUGGACACUGACUCGUUUUGUACAGUAUUAGAAUACUGUGAGGGAAAUGAUCUGGACUUCUACUUGAAACAGCACAAAUUAAUGUCGGAGAAAGAGGCCCGAUCCAUUAUCAUGCAGAUUGUGAAUGCUUUAAAGUACUUAAAUGAAAUAAAACCUCCCAUCAUACACUAUGACCUCAAACCAGGUAAUAUUCUUUUAGUAAAUGGUACAGCGUGUGGAGAGAUAAAAAUUACAGAUUUUGGUCUUUCCAAGAUCAUGGAUGAUGAUAGCUACAAUUCAGUGGAUGGCAUGGAGCUAACAUCACAAGGUGCUGGUACUUACUGGUAUUUACCACCAGAGUGUUUUGUGGUUGGGAAAGAACCACCAAAGAUCUCAAAUAAAGUUGACGUCUGGUCAGUGGGUGUGAUCUUCUACCAGUGUCUUUAUGGAAGGAAGCCUUUUGGCCAUAACCAGUCCCAGCAAGACAUUCUGCAAGAGAAUACUAUUCUUAAAGCUACUGAAGUGCAGUUCCCGCCAAAGCCAGUAGUAACACCUGAAGCAAAGGCAUUUAUUCGACGAUGCUUGGCCUACCGAAAGGAAGACCGCAUCGAUGUCCAGCAACUGGCCUGUGACCCCUACUUGCUGCCUCACAUCCGAAAGUCGGUCUCCACGAGUAGCCCUGCUGGAGCUGCUAUUGCAUCAACCUCUGGGGCAUCCAAUAACAGUUCUUCGAAUUGAGACCGACUCUAAGGCCACAAACUGUUCAAUACACACAAAGUGGACAAAUGGCAUUCAGCAGCGGGUUUGGAACAUAGCGAAUCCAAAUGGAUCUCAUGAAACCUGUACCAGGUGCUUUUAUUUUCUUGCUUUUUUCCCAUCCAUAGAGCAUGACAGCAUCGAUUCUCAUUGAGGAGAAACCUUGGGCAGCUCUGGCCAGGCCUCGUAGGAAAAGGCCCCGCCCGAGGUUCCAGCGUCAACGGCCACUAUGCGUGGCUGCUCUGAGUGAGGAAAAAAUUAAAAAGAAAAACUGGUUCCAUGUACUGUGAACUUGAAAACAUGCAGACUCAGGGGGGUUCCCUGAUGCAAUGCUUCAGAUGAAGAAUGUGGACUUGAAAAUACAGACUGGGCUAGUCCAGUGUCUAUAUUUAAACUUGUUCUUUUCUUUUAAUAAAGUUUAGGUAACAUCUCCUGAAAAGCUUGUAGCACAAAGGCUCAGCUGGGGAUGGUGUUUGACUUCGGAGGAAAAAAGUUGCUAUUGCCCGUUAAAGGCACUAGAGUUAGUGUUUUAUCCCUAAAUAAUUUCAAUUUUUAAAAACAUGCAGCUUCCCUCCCCCCUUUUUUAUUUUUAAAAGAAUACAUUUGGUCAUAAAGUGAAACCCGUAUUAGCAAGUACGUGGCAAUGUUCAUUCCAAUCAGAUGCAGCUUUCUCCUCCGUCUGGUCUCCUGUUUGCAAUUGCUUCCCUCAUCUCAGUAGGGAAAAGAUUGAGUGGGAGGACUGAGAUGUGUGGGUGUUUGCCAUUGGACAAAGAAUGAGGUUGGAAGACUGCAGCUUGGAGUCUCUAGGUUUUCAACUACUUCUUCACAAUUUGAACACUUGACGGUUGUCCCUUUUAAUUUAUUUGAAGUGCUAUUUUUUUAAAUAAAGGUUCAUCUGUCCAUGCAGUCCUCUUGGAUUCUCUGAAUGUAGUAGCUAUCAAAACUAUUCCAAAGGUAGCAGAAAGUGGGCUGGGAAGCCAGAUGCUCCAGGGACCAGUUGUUCCUACCCCUAGUCUCUGUGUGCUUGCUAAAUGGUGUACAUUUCUUGUUAACCACAUUAUUAAAACUUGAUCAGCACAUAA